This is a messenger RNA of Symphalangus syndactylus (siamang), 8481 nucleotides long. It is a transcript of the gene TRPC3, whose product is annotated as transient receptor potential cation channel subfamily C member 3. Lineage: Eukaryota; Metazoa; Chordata; Mammalia; Primates; Hylobatidae. Gene Ontology annotation, cellular component: cation channel complex; plasma membrane. The record is from RefSeq and is a predicted model, not a curated record. Gene Ontology annotation, biological process: regulation of cytosolic calcium ion concentration; single fertilization; calcium ion transmembrane transport. Gene Ontology annotation, molecular function: store-operated calcium channel activity; inositol 1,4,5 trisphosphate binding; protein binding.
GAGUAACGAUGCUGUCCUAGCAAGUGAUGCUGUCGGAGACAGGAGACGGGCGCCGAGGAGGCAUCGCCGCCGCCGCCGCAGGGCUGGAGAGCCUCUCCCAGCACCAGCGCCCCGCUCGGCCCCGGGCUUCCUCGUCGCAGCCACGGCCGCGGCAGCUGCUCCCACGGUUUGAUGGUGGGCGGCGGCAGCUCGGCUUCGGCGCCAGCCUCUAACUGCUGGAUCGCGGGCCGCGACGCUCUCGGCUUCUGCCUUCCCGCCCUGGGCCGCCCGGGGCUGCGGAAGCCGCGGGAGGUGGGGAAGGGGCGCCGCGGAAGGACUGCACGGCCGCGAAGGCGGAGGAGGCCGGCAGCCGGCACCCUCACACUCGGACCGCAGCCGGCGCGAUGUCCACCAAGGUCAGGAAGUGCAAGGAACAAGCAAGGGUGACCUUCCCCGCGCCAGAGGAGGAGGAAGACGAGGGCGAGGACGAGGGCGCGGAGCCGCAGCGCCGCCGCCGGGGCUGGAGGGGCGUCAACGGGGGGCUGGAGCCGCGCUCGGCGCCCUCGCAGCGGGAACCGCACGGCUACUGCCCGCCGCCCUUCUCCCACGGGCCGGACCUGUCCAUGGAGGGAAGCCCAUCCCUGAGACGCAUGACGGUGAUGCGGGAGAAGGGCCGGCGCCAGGCUGUCAGGGGCCCGGCCUUCAUGUUCAAUGACCGCGGCACCAGCCUCACCGCCGAGGAGGAGCGCUUCCUCGACGCCGCCGAGUACGGCAACAUCCCAGUGGUGCGCAAGAUGCUGGAGGAGUCCAAGACGCUGAACGUCAACUGCGUGGACUACAUGGGCCAGAACGCGCUGCAGCUGGCUGUGGGCAACGAGCACCUGGAGGUGACCGAGCUGCUGCUCAAGAAGGAGAACCUGGCGCGCAUUGGCGACGCCCUGCUGCUCGCCAUCAGCAAGGGCUACGUGCGCAUCGUAGAGGCCAUCCUCAACCACCCUGGCUUCGCGGCCAGCAAGCGCCUCACUCUGAGCCCCUGCGAGCAGGAGCUGCAGGACGACGACUUCUACGCUUACGACGAGGACGGCACGCGCUUCUCGCCGGACAUCACCCCCAUCAUCCUGGCGGCCCACUGCCAGAAAUACGAAGUGGUGCACAUGCUGCUGAUGAAGGGUGCCAGGAUCGAGCGGCCCCACGACUAUUUCUGCAAGUGCGGGGACUGCACGGAGAAGCAGAGGCACGACUCCUUCAGCCACUCACGCUCGAGGAUCAAUGCCUACAAGGGGCUGGCCAGCCCGGCAUACCUCUCAUUGUCCAGUGAGGACCCGGUGCUUACGGCCCUAGAGCUCAGCAACGAGCUGGCCAAGCUGGCCAACAUAGAGAAGGAGUUCAAGAAUGACUAUCGGAAGCUCUCCAUGCAAUGCAAAGACUUUGUAGUGGGUGUGCUGGAUCUCUGCCGAGACUCAGAAGAGGUAGAAGCCAUUCUAAAUGGAGAUCUGGAAUCAGCAGAGCCUCUGGAGGUACACAGGCACAAAGCUUCAUUAAGUCGUGUCAAACUUGCCAUUAAGUAUGAAGUCAAAAAGUUUGUGGCUCAUCCCAACUGCCAGCAGCAGCUCUUGACAAUCUGGUAUGAGAACCUCUCAGGCCUAAGGGAGCAGACCAUAGCGAUCAAGUGUCUCGUUGUGCUGGUCGUGGCCCUGGGCCUUCCAUUCCUGGCCAUUGGCUACUGGAUCGCACCUUGCAGCAGGCUGGGGAAAAUUCUGCGAAGCCCUUUUAUGAAGUUUGUAGCACACGCAGCUUCUUUCAUCAUCUUCCUGGGUCUGCUUGUGUUCAAUGCCUCAGACAGGUUCGAAGGCAUCACCACGCUGCCCAAUAUCACAGUUAUUGACUAUCCCAAACAGAUCUUCAGGGUGAAAACCACCCAGUUUACAUGGACUGAAAUGCUAAUUAUGGUCUGGGUUCUUGGAAUGAUGUGGUCUGAGUGUAAAGAGCUCUGGCUGGAAGGACCUAGGGAAUACAUUUUGCAGUUGUGGAAUGUGCUCGACUUUGGGAUGCUCUCCAUCUUCAUUGCUGCUUUCACAGCCAGAUUCCUAGCUUUCCUUCAGGCAACAAAGGCACAACAGUAUGUGGACAGUUACGUCCAAGAGAGCGACCUCAGUGAAGUGACACUCCCACCAGAGAUACAGUAUUUCACUUAUGCUAGAGAUAAAUGGCUCCCUUCUGACCCUCAGAUUAUAUCUGAAGGCCUUUAUGCCAUAGCUGUUGUGCUCAGCUUCUCUCGGAUUGCGUACAUCCUCCCUGCAAAUGAGAGCUUUGGCCCCCUGCAGAUCUCUCUUGGAAGGACUGUAAAGGACAUAUUCAAGUUCAUGGUCCUCUUCAUUAUGGUGUUUUUUGCCUUUAUGAUUGGCAUGUUCAUACUUUAUUCUUACUACCUUGGGGCUAAAGUAAAUGCUGCUUUUACCACUGUAGAAGAAAGUUUCAAGACUUUAUUUUGGUCAAUAUUUGGGUUGUCUGAAGUGACUUCCGUUGUGCUCAAAUAUGAUCACAAAUUCAUAGAAAAUAUUGGAUACGUUCUUUAUGGAAUAUACAAUGUAACUAUGGUGGUCGUUUUACUCAACAUGCUAAUUGCUAUGAUUAAUAGCUCAUAUCAAGAAAUUGAGGAUGACAGUGAUGUAGAAUGGAAGUUUGCUCGUUCAAAACUUUGGUUAUCCUAUUUUGAUGAUGGAAAAACAUUACCUCCACCUUUCAGUCUAGUUCCUAGUCCAAAAUCGUUUGUUUAUUUCAUCAUGCGAAUCGUUAACUUUCCCAAAUGCAGAAGGAGAAGGCUUCAGAAGGAUAUAGAAAUGGGAAUGGGUAACUCAAAGUCCAGGUUAAACCUCUUCACUCAGUCUAACUCAAGAGUUUUUGAAUCACACAGUUUUAACAGCAUUCUCAAUCAGCCAACACGUUAUCAGCAGAUAAUGAAAAGACUUAUAAAGCGGUAUGUUUUGAAAGCACAAGUAGACAAAGAAAAUGAUGAAGUUAAUGAAGGUGAAUUAAAAGAAAUCAAGCAAGAUAUCUCCAGCCUUCGUUAUGAACUUUUGGAAGACAAGAGCCAAGCAACUGAGGAAUUAGCCAUUCUAAUUCAUAAACUUAGUGAGAAACUGAAUCCCAGCAUGCUGAGAUGUGAAUGAUGCAGCAACCUGGUUUUGGCUUUGACUAUAGCACAAAUGUGGGCAAUAAUAUUUCUAAGUAUGAAAUACUUGAAAAACUAUGAUGUAAAUUUUUAGUAUUAACUACCUUUAUCAUGUGAAUCUUUAAAAGUUAGCUCUUAAUGGUUUUAUUGUUUUAUCACAUGAAAAUGCAUUUUAUUUGUCUGCCUUGACAUUACAAUGACAUACCGUUGUGUUGAAAAGCCCAAUAUUACUAUAUUAUUGAAAUUUUUAUUCAUUUUAGAGUAAACUCCACAUCUUUGCACUAUCUGUUUGCCUCCAAGAGACUAUCAGUUCCUUGGGGACAGGGACCAUGUCUUAUUCAUCUUUGUGUCUCCAGCAUCUAGUACAGUGCCUGGUACAUAGUAGGUGCUCAAUAAAUGUUGAAAUCAACUGAACUGAACUGCCAACAAAAUAAAAAUAAAAAGUCCUCACUAUGUAGCAUACCUUCCCUUGUCCAAGUUCUGAAGAGAUCUUUUUUUUUUAUUAAUAGAAACUGAAGAAAUUUUACAACCAGCUAUGACUUGGUAAGACAUUCUUAGAAUUUUAGGUGUCACUGAUAAUCCUAGAACCAUUGAGCCCUGAGUGAAGAAUUUAACAAUAAAAUGGGUUAAUGAAAAAUAUAAUUACAUUAUAUAUUUAAGUUUCAUAGAAUUAUUUAAAACAACACAUUAAAGAUUUUUCUAAAAUAUAGACUGCUUGCUUUCUUAGACUUACGUUUGUUGUUUUUCAGUAAUGUGAUUUUCCUUUAAGUUGGGGGUUAUGCAGAGUUGUCAUUUUGUUAUAACCAUCUAAUUUCUGCCUCUGCUGCUUUAAUGCUAAAUGAGAUAUCAACAGCUGACUUCAUAUCUCACCCGUGAGCUACCUGCUGAGUUUUGGAGGGUCUGCUCAUGGGAAGAAAUAGGAAAGAGCAAUGACUAUGGGCGUACUUGGAAAGACAUGGCCAAGCAUCCCCAGGUGUGUUUCAGUUCCUUUUGAGGCAUUUCUUGCCAUCAUUGCUUACAAUGAUUGACAUCUUUGUUUCUUAUCAAAUGAUUCCAAUUUCACUUUCUAUAUAAAAUAUAUUGUGAUAUAUCUACAUAUGCCUUACUACAUAAUUGAGCUGAAUGCUGGUAAUAUCCGCAAUGCCUCUUGACUUUAAUGGGAAAAGGCAUACAGACCAGUAAGUUCCCCAGUCACUUCAGAGACUAUAAAACACUCAAAGUAUUUUUAACCAGCUAGAUUUAAAUCUCUCACAGAGUUAUGUUUAACAUCCUGAGUCUCUUCAGUCAGUUGCUGUCAAGUCUUAUAGGAAUACGAAUUGUGAUCAUAGCUCAAAGAUUUUCAGAGGUCCUUAAAACCAACUAAAUACAUGCUACUUUAAAAUCAUUGCUAUCACAUGGAAAAGCUCUUUAGACAUGAAGACAGAAAUAAGUAUUAAAUGGAACUACAUAAAGUUCUUUAAAGAUUAUUUCUUAAAUUCUACUUUUUGGGAGUUAAGAAAGGAACUUUAUAAAUGUUUUGCUACCAUUGUAGAACAUUUCAUUAACUUUUGUGCCAUGCUAAGAGUAUUUGUCUUAAACAUUUUUCAAACUUUAUGUACUUUAUGUUGUGUCUCAGAACUGAAUAAAAUAUUGAAUUUUUCUAUUGUUAUAUGUUACCGUAUGUUAAGAUAGUAAAGAUACAAAGUUUCUAUAAUAGAUGUUUCUGAUAGUUUUAUAGUAUGGUCCAGGAUUCCAAGUGUGAAAAGUUUUUGCUUAUAGCUAUGGAACUGAAUAUUUUGUAAUUUUCUUCUUUGGGGUUGGAAAAAAUGCUGAAUGAAAAAGUGGCAGAUUCAGCUGGGGACAUUCAGCCUAAGAUCCUUGGAAUCUGAAGAUCAGAGAAGUAUGAAGAUAAGCCUCAUGGUAUCCACACCAUGUGGAUAAAAAGCUGACUUUUUUUUUUUUUGUCCAUGCCCCUCAAAACUGUAGAGCUAACAGGCAUUUUUUUCUUUAUUUACUAUGUAUAAACUGGUAUAGUUUUAAUAUUUCAUCUUUUUCCUUAUUCAUUUCAAGGUGUUGUUUCAGAAGAAGGUGUGAUGACAAGGUGUAGUGAGUGUGGUUGAUGUUUUUGAUGCCCUGCCCAGAUGCCCUCUACUGGACCAGUGCACCCGUCUCCCAGAUUCUCCUGUCCAGUUCCUAGCUAAUCGCUUCCCCUGGAGAAUUGCCCUCAGCUAAAAAGAAGCAGCCUUGCUCGGGAUGUGAUGCCUCCGCCUCCCCAUGGCCAGUGACUGAUGGGUGGGGGCACAAAAGGCUGGCCCCUUGUCUCAAGGUGGGGCCAACUAUUUGGUGCAGUUCAUGCUCCAGAGCUCCUGAAAGGAUUAGAGUGAUGCCAGAUUCAAGCUGAGAUGAAAUCCUGGUUUAGAUUCUUCUUCUGCCUUUUCCAGUUUCCUUCCUUUCCUUUCUCCAGAGAGCAUCCCGUAAUGAGUCACCACAUCCAAAUCUUGUUAGGUUUUGCUUUUAGGGAACUCACACUAAGGCAUAAGGUAUUAAUGUGGUAGCAUACGGUUGAGAUGAGGAUUAGGCGAGGGGAUUGCUGUCAGAAUUAGUCCUUCACUUGAGGAUAAAGAUAGCUCUGGGUCAGCAAGUCUUUUCCCUAGUCACUUCUAACAGGUACCGUUGGGAAAACAAAGCUCAAAGAAGUUGUUGGGGCAACUCAGAGAAGGGAGCAUUUAAACAGGACCAAAAACAACUUUAUAGAAAAAAACAUUAAUUAAAGGAUUGUCAAAGCCCCAGGACUCUUUUUUCCUUGGGACAGCUCUCAUUUUUUUACCUCUUUGCUAUUCUUAUUUUUUUCUCAGUUACAGAUGAAGAAAAGAAAGCAACACUCAAACUGCUUCUUAGACUUACUGUUUGAAAAGUUUGGUACUUUGUAAGUGCCUGCUGUAUUGAAUUUACAGAGCACCCAUGACUUUAUGGAAGUCACAAUCUGUUGAAAAGUUUGGGUUCUUAGACUUGAAAUGAGAAAACUUUGAAAAAUGGUACACAGUUAUCUUUACAGAGUUUAUGCACAAUAAAAACGAAAAUGACAUAUUGUGAUUAUUAAAAGCAAAUUUGGUGCAAUGUAGGAUAACUAUCUUACCCAAUAUGUCAAUAUAUUUAUAUUUCAAAUGUGCAAGCCAAGUGAAAGCAGCUUUUGUAAAUGGGAAAAUAAAUUGUCUUAUGGACAAUGUCUAAAGGGAACUGAAGUCACACUAAUGAUUGUGGUAUGGGACAAACCGUUCAACUUCUCUGGUCUUCAUGAAUAGUUCAGGCAAACAGGGUUAUGCUACAUCAGGGGUUCCUAGUCCCUGGAGCUCCUAGAGGUGUUUCAGCAGGUUAAUGUCAUCAUCCAAGGUGGUAAUCUUUCUUUCUGUGUCUUUUUAAAUUUUUUAAAUAAAGUUUUUAAAAUAUAUUUUUAGAGGCGGGUCUCACUAUGUUGUCCAGGCUAGUCUUGAACUUUUGGCCUCAAGUGAUCCUCCUGCCUCAGCCUCCCAAAAUCAGGCUGGGCACAGUGGUGCACACCUGUAAUCGCAGCACUUUGGGAGGUUGAAGCAGGUCGAUGGCUUCAGUUCAGGAGUUCGAGACCAGCAGGGCAACAUGGUGAAACUGUCUCUACAAAAAAUACAAAAAAAAAAAAUUAGCUGGGCAUGGUGGCAUGUGUCUGUGGUUCCAGCUACUCAGGAGGCUGGGGUGAGAGGAUAACUUGAGCCCAGGAAGUUGAGGCUGCAGUGAGCUGGUUCAUGCUACUGCACUGCAGCCUGGGAGACAAAGUGAACCACCUCCCCCCAACAAAAAAAAAUCUAAAAUGGGUAUUUAAAACUUUGUUCAGUUUAAAAAAGGGUUUGAGAAUUUCUAAAUUUAUACCAUGUGUUAGGGGAAACUAAUGUUUUUACUCAUGACUCAGUCACUCAGCUGACCACCACUAGCGUGUUGAUGGUUUUAACUUUAAUGCAGUUUAAAUUGCUUUUAUUUUUAGCCAUGAGUCGUUUAACUUUUCCUCGUAAUGGUUGCUUUAGAACCAUAACAUAAGGUUAUAAAUUACUGAGGUGCAUGGCAAUUCUGCAAAUUUGUCUCUAAAGUGGUCUUUGUCACAUCUGAGAGGCAGCCAUCUUCUGUUGAGUUUCAUAAAGACCACCAAGAUGUCUCUGAUACCCUAAAACAUCUUUAAAACGAGGACACACAGUGGUAAUUUAACUUGACAUUUUCUUUAUUGUGAAUAAAAAUUCCUCACCCUGUUAAUUAAUUAUUUGAGGAAUACUUAAAACUAGUAGUUUGAAAUCUUUACUAAUCAUUUAGAAACAAAACAUAGUAUGUAUUUUAAAAAUAAUAAAUUGCAUUUUUAGACGCAAAAUCAAAGAAUUCCAAAUAUCAUAUUAUGCAAACUUUUUGUAUUGUUUUGAUGCUAUAUCAUAGCCUCAUUUCACUGUUUUAAAAUAAAUUUGAGCUCCAGAAUAAACUCUUACUUUCCUUCUACACAAUUAAUUAAACAGUGAACAUCACUUGUUAAAUGGAAAGUAAGCGCUGCCAGCAUUGUCUGUUUUUUUUUUUUUACCUAUUUAUUAGAACCAUAGUAUUUCUUCAUUAUUAAUUUGUAUGAACUAUUUUUUAAGAUAUUAACUCUUUUCUCCUAUAUUUUUGUUUUCAUCUAAACAUUGUUGUGACAUAUUGAAAUGUUUAUCUUUACUUUUCAUUUUUUUUAAGUUAGUUUUUUGUUUGUUUGUUUUUUAGAGAUGGGGCCUUGCUAUUUUGCCCAGGCUGGAUUGUUGGGCUCAAGCAAUCUUCUUGAGCCUCAGCCUUCAAAUAGCUGAGACUACAGGCAUGUACCACCAUAUCUGCUUUUUUCCUUUGUGGUUUCUUCUAUUCAUUUUGAGAUCAGUUUCCUUCUGUUAUGGGCUGAAUUGUGUCCCCUCAAAACUCGUGUUAAAGUCCUCGCCUUCAGUAUCUCAGACUAUAACUAUAGUUGGAGAUAGGGUCUUUAAAGAGGUAAUUAAUUUAAAAUGAGAUAAUAUGACUGGUGUGCUUAUGAAAAGACAAGAUAAGACACAGACAGACAUAGAGGGAGGACCAUGUGAAGACACAGGGAGAAGACGGCGAUCUACAAGCCAAGAGGAGAGGCCUCUGAAGAUUGGUUUCGUUCCCUGCUGACACCUUGAUGUAUGACUUCUAGACUCCAGGACUGUGAAAAUAAAUUUCUGUUGUUGAAAAGCCUCCCAGUGUGUAGUACUUUGCUAUGGCAGCCCUGGCAAACUAAUACUAUAUCCUCCAACCUCCAAAAUUCUGUAAAAUGCUAUACAAUUAUAUUUUCUUCUAUCUCU